Macrosiphum euphorbiae (potato aphid) is the source of this 486-nucleotide messenger RNA. NCBI's taxonomy places the organism in Eukaryota, Metazoa, Arthropoda, Insecta, Hemiptera, Aphididae. The record is from the annotation of a GenBank genome assembly.
AUGGACUUACCGAAAAGAAACAAUGGAAAUAAACGGUUUUCAUACACAAUUAUAUGUUUGGUGCUCUUCCUGGUAAUAAUGAUGACGAAGAUCGUGUCAUAUACAUGUCAAGACCUAACAGGCAGCAUUAGAAACAAUGGCAUUACCCAAACAGUCUUCUCGAUACCCAUAGAUGAUUUAUGGCCGUGCCGUGGAAAGCCGAAUUGCUACUACCAACAAAAUUCGAAAAGCUGCACGAAAAUGACUCAGUUGAGCAUAAGAUUAAGCAUAACUAAACCGACUGGAUUAAAACCGCCGCCAUUGGUCGCCACCUUGAGUGCAGCGAUGAAGAAAAACAAAUAUGGAUUGUUUAAGGAUCCUUACAACACUAUGGACCAAAACAAACCAUUGCAGUUGGUAUUAUGUGAUGAGCGCUUGAAUAUGCUAGAAUGGGUAAGAUGUUAUUUUUCCCUAUACUAUCAUAGAGCAAACUUAACGGUUUUAUAA